Molecule: messenger RNA, 2153 nt
Organism: Pimephales promelas (fathead minnow)
Lineage: Eukaryota; Metazoa; Chordata; Actinopteri; Cypriniformes; Leuciscidae
Product: serine/threonine-protein kinase pim-2
Biological process (GO): regulation of mitotic cell cycle; protein autophosphorylation; negative regulation of apoptotic process
Cellular component (GO): cytoplasm
Molecular function (GO): ATP binding; protein serine/threonine kinase activity
Source: RefSeq, a predicted model, not a curated record
CUUUCAAACAUUCUCUUCAUUGCUUUGCUGAUAAUUUUCUACUGGCAUUUAUUGCAGUGUAAUUAUUUAGCAUUUCAAAAUGGGAGCAAACUUUUCUUGUGUUAAUUGUCGUGCGCAUGAUUCUGACAGUGUGGACAAUUUACACGUAAAGGAGAACGGCAAGAGGAGGAAGGCAAAAACCAUCAAGACCAGCUCCAGUCAAGAUCAGACUUCUCAGCUUGUUCCCCGUACCAUUGAGGCUGAAAUCCUCAGCGUUGCAGAGGAACCAGGUCAUGCUGAAGUCGAUGACGAGUGGAGUGAAGACGCCUUCCAGGACUUAGUGGGAGAUUCGUCAGAAUGGUCUGCCGACGUCCUCAACGCUUUGAGCUCUGUCUCGAUUCUUGACGUCCUCCAACCUACAGCCUGUGCCACAUCUGACUAUGGAGUUCCUGUCCUAGAUGUGGCCACCUAUAGAGCCAACGUCCGUCGAGUUCCAGCCCGACAUGUGGCAGACUCCAGUGUGGACGUCCCCCAGGCCCCAGUCAGCACCACAUCAGCUCCAGGAUUGGAAACGGCUGACUGUUGUGUUGAUGUUCCAGUCUGUGCCACGUCAGACUGGGAAGAUGAUGGCCCUCCAGACUGGGAAGAUGAUGGCCCCCCAGUUCCAGACUGUGCCUCAUCAGACUGGGAAGAUGAUGGCCCUCCAGACUGGGAAGAUGAUGGCCCCCCAGUUCCAGACUGUGCCUCAUCAGUCUGGGAAGAUGAUGGCUCCCCAGUUCCAGACUGUGCCACGUCAGUCUGGGAAGAUGAUGGCCCCCAUGUCGCACCGACAGUAGACACUGUCUCUGAGAAUGAGAUUAUCUACGUCGGUUGCUGGAGCUAUAAAGUCGGCAGGAAGCUCGGGGAAGGAGGAUUUGGAAGCGUUUACGCCGGGACUCGCUUGAAGGAUGGCCUCAAGGUGGCGCUGAAAUUCGCUGAUACCGAGGGUAUUGAGUGGAUCAACAUUGAGGAUAAUCCUGAACCCGUUCCUCUGGAGAUCGGUCUGCAAAUUCUCGCCAACAAAGGCCCCAGGGUUCCCCAGAUCAUCCAGCUUCUGGACUGGGACGAAGAGCCAAAUCGGUACAUCAUGGUUCUGGAGUUCCCUACACCCUGCGAGAGCCUGAUCGAAUAUCUGGACCGGCACGACUACUACAUCGACGAGAACGUGGCAAAGGUCAUCAUGCAUCAGGCAGCAGUCGCGGCUCAAACAUGCUGCCAACGUGGAGUGUUGCAUCGCGACAUAAAACUGGAAAACCUCCUGAUCAACCCGGAGACGCUGGAUGUCAAGUUGAUUGACUUUGGAUGCGGAGAAAUCCUGACCGAUGCGGGAUACACGUCCUUUGCUGGCACCGAAGAGUACUGCCCCCCUGAAUAUGAAUCAUACGGCUUUUAUCACGGCAAACCAGCGACAGUGUGGUCACUCGGGGUCCUGAUGUUUACACUGGUGUGUGGAGAAUUUCCAUCUUCAGAAGACUUGGAUAUGCUAAAUGACAACAUCUGGACAAGAGAUGGCGUAUCACAAGAAUGCUGCAAAUUACUUUGCUCUCUCCUGCAAAGGAACCCAGCGAAGCGGCUUGAUUUGGAUGUUGUCUGUCUCCACAAGUGGUUUAAGUACUUCGAAUAUAGAUUUUAUGAAGAAAGAUCUGAAGACCUUCUACAGAAAGACUUGCCACCCGCUGUUCAGGAUUUUUUAAAACUCUUUAUAAAUAAACCAUAGAUUUGACUUUUAAACAACUACAUUGUCCACAGAAAAUCUAUUAAAACUUAAUUUCGUGUGUCAAAAUAUUGUGAUCAAAAAAUUUCAUAGACUUUCUCCUUUGAACGUUACUAUUAAUAAUUGCGUCAUGACCAAAUACAACCAGAAACAAUUGUUCAGUCUUUUUUGUGAAAGUUAAUUCCUCGCGACCUGUUUUCAAUUGGCUGAGCAGCGCACGAAACAGGCAUUUUCUCAAUUCUCAAGUUGCCCUCUGCAUUAUGGCGGCGCCUUACGCAUUAUUACGGCGUACGACAUGUAUGACGUCAUUGACAUUAUUUAAAGCAAAAAGUGACUCUAAAAAAAUAUAACACCAAGCGAUGUGUAAUUGCUUUGCAUCUCCUUUCGAAUACAAGUUUCAAAUUACUAGACAAAAAAUGAU